GGGAGCUGCUAUGGGCUGAACGUUUGUAUCCCUCUCCAAAUCUAUAUGCUGAAAUCUUAACUUCCAGUGGUCUUGCUAUUAGCAGAUGGGCCUUUUGUGGGGGAGGUGUUUAAAUCAGGAGGCUGGAACCUUCAUAAGUGGGAUUACCGCCUUAUUAAAGGAGCUCCAAAGAGUUACUGUGCCUUGUGUUGCCAUGUGAGGAUACAGUGGGAAGUCUGUGACCAGAAGACAACCUUCACCUAAUCAUGCCAGCACCCUGAUUUCAGACUUUUUUGCUUCCAGAACUGUGAGUAAUAAAUUUCUGCUGUUUGUAAGCACCCCCAGACUGUGGUAUUGUACUAUAGCAGCUCAAACAGACUGAGACAGAAAAUUGAUACCAAUACCGAGAGUGUGGCUGCUGUCACAAAUACUUAAAAAAAAAAAAAAAUGUAGAGGUGGCUUUGGCAUUGAAUUAUGGGCAGAGCCUGAAGAUGCAUGUUUGAAAAACCCUACAGUGCUCUGAAUGAACUCUGAGAGGCCAAGCUGGUGAGGAUUCAGAAAAGGAGAGCUGUAGAGAAAGCCUCAGUCUACUCAAAGCAUAACUAAAAGGUCAUGAACAGGAUGUUGGGAGAAAUAGUAAAGGCUGUGCUGAUGAGGUCUCAGAUGGAAAGAAGGAACGUGUUCCUGGCAACUGGAUGAAAGACGAUCCUUGCUAUGCAGUGGCAAGAAGCUUGGCUGAAUUGCGCUUUAGUCCCGGUGUCCCAUGGAAGGUAGAAUUGUGAGCCAUGAAAUUGGAUAUCUGGCUGAAACUAUGGCCACACAAAGUGUUGAAGGAACAGCUUGUCUUCUUUUGAAUGCUUACCAUAAAAUUCAAGAAGAGGGAAAUGAUUUGGAGACAGAAUGGUUGAUCAAAAAAGAAACAACUCAGAUAUUCGGAAAAUUUUCGGUCUAUCCAUACUGAAAGAAAUAGGAAAUCGUGUUCAUUAGAAAACACAAAGGCGGUGACCCCAUUUGACAGAGAUUGGUACAGAUCAACCACCUCCAUAGAAACUAGGAGCUACUCAUUAAGGUCAUGGGGAGAUUGGUUCGCCAUCUAAACAAGUCAAAACCCAUUUUCUAAGACAAUGAAAGAAUAACCCUGAGGGCAUUUCAGAGAUCUUCAGGACAGGCCCUCCCAUCACCCAUCAGUGGAGCAGAAUAGAAGGCACCCCGGGACGGAGUGGAGGGUGGGAAUCAAAGAAAGAGCCUCUGCUACCCCAGAACCACCUCACAUCUUGGGGUUAAGCUCUAGAAUCCCAAAUCUUGCACCAUAAUCCUCAACUGUCCCAGGUCUGUGUACCUCAGUUCUGGUCACCCCUACAGGGGUUGCUUUCUGCACCACCUUGCAGGAUACAAAGAGCCACGAAGGCACAGCUGCCUCCACCUAGAUUUUAAAUAUCCUGGAGCGCCUCCACCCAUGCAGAGGGCCACUAUGGGAGCAAGAGGACUGCAGAGUCCCCUGUGGGGCAUUGUCCAGCAGGGCCAUGGGAGCGGGAAACGGUCGACAGGAACUACCCACUAGUAGACCUGCGGGCAUGCGGUUCCAGCCCAACCAGGAAAAUCGCAGCAUGAGCUGUGCCUGGCAGAAUCCCGGGGGCAGCCCCCAGAGCUUUGGGGAUUCAAUGCAGCCUCAGUGAGCCCAGAAUGUGGGAUACAGAGUCAAGGCGGAUCACUCUCAAGCCCUGGGGUUGAAUGUCCUUUGCUUUGUUAGGGUUUGUUCUUCCUUUGGACCUGCUGCUGCAACCCCAUUUUCCAGUGGCUUCGCUGUAUCUGUGGUUUUGCUUUCUGUAGUUUCAUCAUUAACUCCAGCUAGAAGCAAUGCUCCUCUUCCUGACAAAGCAUCAGAAGGUCAAUGGUCUCCUAACUCCUGGUCGCCGUGCAUCACGUACCUCGCUUCCUCUCACCACGGAGGCAUUUUAUCAUCUCCCAGCACCUCAAGAAGGAGGUCUUUUCCAGAUUAUUCUGGGGUCAUCUGAAAGCCUGGGAAAACCCUCCUGAUGUGCAUCUCCAAUGCGGGUGGCAAAAUGACGAAACUCACUCCCUUCUUGAAUCACUACAUAUGAAGUCAUCUUUCAGCAAGUUCCAUCUCCUUUAGUCUCAUAUGGAAUGUAUCUCUCUAUCUGCUGUUAAACGACGAUGACAUGUCUGUAGCUAUCAGAAAGAGAAGCUGGGAAGAACAUGUGACCCAGUGGAUGGGACAGCCUUUUAAUUCUGAUGAUUACAACCCAGCAUGUCAUCAUGGACUAGUAGCUGACAGCUUGCAGGCAAGUAUGGAAAAAGAUGCGUCUUUAAAUGUGGAUCGUAAAGAGAGGUGUGUUUCACUCCCGGACUGCUGCCAUGGUUCAGAGCUGAGAGACUUUCCUGGGAGGCCAAUGGGUCACAUUUCAAAGGAGGUGGAUGAAAAUGACAGCCACGAAGGUGAAGAUCAGUUUCUUUCUCUGGAGGCCAGCACAGAAACACUAGUGCAUGUUUCUGACGAGGAUACCGAUUCCGAUCCAUGUGUUACAGAUGAUAAGCAGAUUUUAAGUACCCAAGGACAAAAAAUAUCAGACCAACAUAACAACAGAGGAGCAGGCUCCUCAGGAACGACACUGCCCAUCAUGGACAAUCACCAGAGUGACUCCUGGGGAAUGGCAGAUGGAGCUGACUUAGCACUGGUAGAAGAAAGAGGGGAGAAGAGAGUUGAUGGCGUUGUAAGUAAAAGCCUGGAGCUUUGUAAUGAGAUAAGCUUAAGUGAAAUAAAAGAUGCAUCUAAUAAAAUAAAUGUGUGUGACUCUUCGAAUGUGAAAGAUAUUGUGCCUGAGAAGCAAUUGCUUAAUUCUGCUGUAAUUGCUCAGCAACGAAGGAAACUUGACUUCCCUAAAGAUGAACAUGAAAGAAACACCUGCAGUGUAGUACAGGACAAGUUCUUGGCUCUUCCUUGCACGGACAGAGGACUGCCAUUAUUAAAAGCAGAUUCUGGAAGCUGCCUUCUGCAACCUCCUUCCUGCACUGGUGGAAUGUCAGCUGAAAAUGUCCUCGAGAAGAGUGGUUUCUCAGAACAUCAAAACAAAAGUCUCCCAAAGGUCAACUCAGGAGAGGGUAUGCAGUGUUUACACUUAAAGGAAACUCUGGCCACCCAAGAACCCACGGACAGCCCAGUCAGGCUUCGCAAAAGAAAGGAAAUAAGAGAAGAUCGAGAUAGGGCGCGGCUGGACUCCAUGGUGCUGCUAAUUAUGAAACUGGACCAACUUGAUCAGGACAUUGAGAAUGCCCUCAGCACCAGCUCCUCUCCGUCCGGCACACCAGCGAACCUGCGGCGGCACAUUCCUGAUCUGGAGUCGGGAUCUGAGAGUGGAGGAGAUACCAUUUCAAUAAAUCAGACACAAAUAAAUUUGUCAUCUAACACUGAAUCUACCAACUUAUCAUCUUCCACCCCAGUGACAAGUUCUGGAACCAAACCCAAGUCUACGGCACUUCCAGGAAUUUCAGACAAGGAAAAGGCUGAGAUUGAAGCCAAGGAAGCUUGUGAUUGGCUACGGGCAACUGGUUUCCCCCAGUACGCGCAGCUUUAUGAAGAUCUUCUGUUCCCCAUUGAUAUUUCCUUGGUCAAGAGAGAGCAUGAUUUUUUGGACAGAGACGCCAUUGAGGCUUUAUGCAGGCGUCUAAAUACUUUAAACAAAUGUGCAGUGAUGAAGCUGGAAAUUAGUCCACAUCGGAAGAGAAGCGAGGACUCGGACGAGGACGAGCCUUGUGCAAUAAGCGGCAAAUGGACUUUCCAGAGGGACAGCAAGAGGUGGUCCCGGCUGGAAGAGUUUGAUGUCUUUUCUUCAAAGCAGGACCCAGCCCCCAGGGCCCCCGAUGACACCCCCCUGAAGAGCGCGGCGAGCCAUGAAAGCAUGCUGACGGACCUCAGCGAGCGCCAGGAGGUGGCUUCGGUCCUCAGCCUCAGCAGCACGGGCAGCCUCCCCGUGCAUGCGCCGCGCGCUGGGGACACAGAGACACCCCGCACGAACUCCGUCAUCAGCGUCUGUUCCUCCAGCCACUUGGUGGGCCACGAUGACUCCUUCUGCAGCCUGCCCUCUCCCAAGGAACUGUCCAGCUUCAGCUUUGGCAUGAAGGGCCACGAAAAGAAUGCCAAGUCCAAGACGCGCAGCCUGCUGAAACGCAUGGAGAGCCUGAAGCUCAAGGGCUCGCACCACGGCAAGCCCAAGGCGCCUUCCAAGCUGGGGCUGAUCAUCAGCGGGCCCAUUCUGCAGGAGGGCAUGGACGAGGAGAAGCUGAAGCAGCUCAACUGCGUGGAGAUCUCCGCGCUCAAUGGCAACCACAUCAACGUGCCCGCGGUGCGCAAGCGGAGCGUCUCCAACUCCACGCAGACGAGCAGCAGCAGCAGCCAGUCGGAGACCAGCAGCGCUGUGAGCACGCCCAGCCCGGUCACCAGGACCCGGAGCCUCAGCGCCUGCAGCAAGCGGGUGGGCAUGUACUUAGAGGGCUUUGAUCCGUUCAAUCAGUCCACCUUCAACAAUGUUAUGGAACAGAACUUUAGGAACCGCGAGAGCUACCCGGAGGACACAGUGUUCUACAUCCCGGAAGAUCAUAAGCCUGGCACUUUCCCCAAAGCCCUCUCCAAUGGCAGUUUCUCUGCCUUGGGGAAUAACAGCUCCGUGAACUGGAGGACCGGAAGCUUCCACGGCCCCGGCCACAUCAGCCUGAGGCGGGAAAACAGCGACAGCCCCAAGGAGCUCAAGAGACGCAAUUCCUCCAGCUCCGUGAGCAGCCGCCUGAGCAUCUAUGACAACGUGCCAGGCUCCAUCCUCUAUUCCAGUUCAGGGGACCUGGCCGACCUGGAGAAUGAGGACAUCUUCCCCGAGCUGGAUGACAUCCUCUACCACGUGAAGGGCAUGCAGAGGAUAGUCAAUCAGUGGUCGGAGAAGUUUUCAGAUGAGGGAGACUCGGACUCAGCUCUGGACUCAGUCUCUCCGUGCCCCUCCUCACCUAAGCAGAUACACCUGGAUGUGGACCACGACCGAGCCACACCCAGUGACCUGGACAGUACGGGCAACUCACUGAAUGAACCCGAAGAGCCCUCGGACAUCCCGGAAAGGAGGGAUUCUGGGGUGGGGGCCUCCCUGACCAGGUCCAAUAGGCACAGGCUCAGGUGGCACAGCUUCCAGAGCUCCCAUCGGCCGAGCUUAAACUCCGUGUCUCUGCAGAUUAACUGCCAGUCGGUGGCCCAGAUGAACCUGCUGCAGAAAUACUCACUCCUAAAGUUAACCGCCCUGCUGGAGAAAUACACACCUUCUAAUAAGCAUGGCUUUAGCUGGGCAGUGCCCAAGUUCAUGAAGAGGAUCAAGGUUCCCGACUACAAGGACCGGAACGUGUUCGGGGUCCCUCUGACGGUCAAUGUGCAGCGCACGGGACAGCCCCUGCCCCAGAGCAUCCAGCAGGCCAUGCGCUACCUCCGCAACCACUGCUUGGAGCAGGUUGGGCUCUUCAGAAAAUCCGGUGUCAAAUCCCGGAUUCAAGCUCUGCGUCAGAUGAAUGAAAGUGCCAUAGACUGUGUCAGCUACGAGGGCCAGUCCGCUUAUGAUGUGGCAGACAUGCUGAAGCAGUAUUUUCGAGACCUUCCUGAGCCGCUAAUGACGAACAAACUCUCAGAAACCUUUCUGCAGAUCUAUCAGUGUGUGCCCAAGGACCAGCGCCUCCAGGCCAUCAAGGCCGCCAUUAUGCUCCUGCCUGAUGAGAACCGGGAGGUCCUACAGACCCUUCUUUAUUUCUUGAGCGAUGUCACAGCAGCUGUAAAAGAAAACCAGAUGACUCCCACCAACCUGGCUGUGUGCCUAGCGCCCUCCCUUUUCCACCUCAACACUCUGAAGAGAGAGAAUUCUUCUCCAAGGGUAAUGCAGAGAAAACAAAGUUUGGGCAAACCAGAUCAGAAAGAUUUGAAUGAAAACCUCGCUGCCACUCAGGGUCUGGCCCAUAUGAUUGCUGAGUGCAAGAAGCUUUUCCAGGUUCCUGAGGAAAUGAGUCGAUGUCGGAAUUCCUACACAGAGCAGGAGCUGAAGCCCCUCACUCUGGAAGCGCUGGGACGCCUGCAUCACGAUGCACCGGCUGACUACCAGCACUUCCUCCAGGACUGUGUGGACAGCCUAUUUAAAGAGGUCAAGGAGAAGUUUAAAGGCUGGGUCAGCUACUCCACAUCUGAGCAGGCCGAGCUGUCCUAUAAGAAGGUGAGCGAAGGACCUCCUCUGAGGCUUUGGCGGUCCACCAUUGAAGUCCCUGCCAUGCCUGAGGAAAUCUUAAAGCGCCUACUCAAAGAGCAACACCUCUGGGACGUAGACCUGUUGGAUUCCAAAGUGAUUGAAAUCUUGGACAGCCAAACUGAAAUUUACCAGUAUGUCCAAAACAGUAUGGCGCCCCAUCCUGCCCGGGACUACGUUGUUCUGAGAACAUGGAGGACCAAUUUACCGAAGGGGGCAUGUGCCCUUUUACUCACGUCCGUGGAUCACGACCGGGCCCCUGUGGCAGGGGUGCGAGUCAAUGUGCUUCUCUCCAGGUAUCUGAUCGAACCCUGCGGGUCAGGGAAAUCCAAACUCACCUACAUGUGCAGAGCUGAUUUAAGGGGCCACAUGCCAGAGUGGUACACAAAAUCUUUUGGACAUUUGUGUGCAGCUGAAGUCGUGAAGAUCCGAGACUCUUUCAGCAAUCAGAACACUGAAACCAAAGACACCAAAUCUAGGUGAUUAUGGAAGCCGAGUGGCUGUGUCCACUGUCCGGACGUUAGUUUCUGGACGCCCUUUGCCAGUCCUUGGAAGACUGGGUUCUGAGUCUAGUCCUGAAAAACUAAGAAGAAACUAAGAUGGCAUGUGGGGAUCAAUUGUAGCGAUUUAAGACGUUUUUAAAGCUGCUUCCUAUUUGUUGAAGGUCUAGAUUAUAGACCUUGACUGGAAUAUAUAAGACUGCAAAAGAAAAAAAAAAAAGUAUUCUUAUUCAAAUUGCUUCUGAGAAGCAAAACUAUAAAGACGUUACAGAAAAUAAUGAAGAUACUUCAUUCUCUUGCGAUACUGGUGUCUGUGUCCCUAUGUCAUUGUAUUUGCAGCGUGUUGGGGGACUGGUGUAUCCACUGGAGUAGAUGGUCCUCUUCGAGCUGUUUCUCACUGAGAUGAGCAAAGAAAGGUUUGCACAGAGGAGUGUGUGUAUGUGUGUUUGUUGCUGGUUGAAUGGCAGAGACGUAAACGUUGGAUGCGGUGUCUGGUACACUGGGAGCCUCAGAGAAGGAUUUUGAUGCAUCAGGUUUAGUUUAACCUGGAAUUUCUGACUGCCCGUGGACCCAUCCAGAAAGGGGACCCAACACCCUUGUUCACUUACUUUUUUUUCUCCAAGUUCUUAAGCACAUUCCUUUUUUUUUUUUUUUUUUUUAAAACCAACCUCUUCCCCUUAUAAAUAAUUGUAGUCAAUUGAUUCCUGUGUCCCUUCUCAAACACGGUUGUCUUUAGACCUGAUUGCAAAUAGUGAUAGAGUUUUUAACCAGUAUAAAUUAGUUCAGGGAAGAAACUACCCCCCUUUCCCCCUACCACACUUACUAGCUCCAAAGCACAGUUUCAUUUGGGGUUUUUAAUGUUUGUUUUAUAAGUCAAGAUAAAACGACUCAACACUCUUAACAUCUACUCCCGAAUCAAGCCUCAGAACAUUUUACCUGUUGGAAUGCUUUGCAUUUUCAUGUUUAUAACCAAAACUCUUGAGGACACACCAAAAACAUAGGAAAUUAUAUGUAUCCCAAGGAAAUCCCUGUAAAUUUAGCCCGCGGCAUUAAAAUUUAACAACAGGUGCUGGUUGUUGUUAUUCACGGCAUUUCUGAAAGCUACACAUGCUUAGUUGUUGGAUUUGUCCUUUUCAGCAAAUAGUUUUUCUGGUUUGGCAACUUUUUUUUUUUUUUUUUUUUUUUUGCUUUAUUUCCCCUACAUUUCUUUUUCUUUUCCUUUGUAACGAUGCCCUUGGACUAUAUUUUAGUGGUAAAGGAAAAUAGUUACCAUCGGGAAAAAACCCAAAAAGCACCAGCACAGUUUCUCGGAAGGGUAGGUGGUCUUUGUCUAGGUUGCACUGUAACCAUACAGACCGACUCAUGGGACAGUAUUAGUGAAUUUUGUAUGGAUCAGAAGUGCAUAACGUAUGAGUGAGAGUUGUAAGAAGGAUUUUUAUUUUGUUAUAAUCUAGUUACCAUUGUCAGUGUUAUUUCAAAGGUUCUUUGAAGAAUUUGUGGGGGAAGGGAAGAUUAGAGUUUUAAAAUUUGAGUAUUUUGGAUAUCAGUGUUCCUCAUGAAGAUAUACUUGUAUAUUCAAUUUUAAUAGCUUUCAGAUUUGUAAGAUUGUAUGUUGUAUAUACCAUUCUAUUAAGAUAAACAUGUAUACAUGUCCACUGUGCUUUCAAACAUAGAUAAAGCAUGUUAAAAAUUAUUAUUUAAAAUAUACUUGUAUUUAUACCUCAGAUAUUCUUUUGGGUUUUGUACCUCAAGGCUUUUGUUUUUUUCCUAAUGUAAAUACACUUUACGUGAAUACAAUCUAAGUGAAAAAAAAAAAGAGGUUUAUAACUUGCUCUAUAUCUGUACAGAAUAUAAUCCGUAAGUGCACUAUUAAAUGUUUAAAGUAAGGGAAAGGUCUGGCCUGCUUUCCUGUGUAUUGCAUCUCACGCCUACUCUUAAAACCACAGAUUGCAACGCAUAUCAUUCUAGCAGCAACUAAAAUGAAAAUCAGAUUUGCUGAAGGAAAAAUCGGACUGCAAAUCAUUCCAAGGCCAAACUGCCACUGAGCCACUCACUAACAAACAGGAAACCCUGGUGAAGGUUCAGGAAGCGUGGAGAUUCUCUCCUAACAAAGGUCACUAGGAAACGAUGCUGAGAAAGUUACAAGAAUAAGGAACCAGCGAGAGAAAGAUGCUCAGAAGCAAAGCCAAGGUCACCGUUUAAGUCCACAAAAGGUCUCUUUCCCACUGUUCAGCUUUCCUGUGGAAAGGAUUCCUUACAGUUUGACAACAGAAGAACUCCAAGGAUGUGAAUGUUCCAGGAACUCUGUAAGUCACCUCGAGUGCUACAACUUACUAAUUGUGACUAAUCACCUAGAUUGUAAGCUCUUUGAGGGCAGGGCUCUUCUACACAUCUUUAUAAUCCCCUACAGCGGCUUUCAGUGUUUUGUACUUGUAGGCACCUAAUAAAUUUAUUAUUUGCUAAAUGGAA
This is a messenger RNA of Neogale vison (American mink), 9226 nucleotides long. RefSeq names its product DLC1 Rho GTPase activating protein (gene DLC1). Bases 2160 to 6740 code for a protein of 1526 amino acids. Gene Ontology annotation, biological process: regulation of Rho protein signal transduction; actin cytoskeleton organization; signal transduction. Lineage: Eukaryota; Metazoa; Chordata; Mammalia; Carnivora; Mustelidae. The transcript has 19 exons. Gene Ontology annotation, molecular function: protein binding; GTPase activator activity; lipid binding. The record is from RefSeq and is a predicted model, not a curated record. Gene Ontology annotation, cellular component: focal adhesion; membrane raft.